This is a messenger RNA of Nicotiana attenuata, 3302 nucleotides long. RefSeq lists its product as uncharacterized. The record is from RefSeq and is a predicted model, not a curated record. Lineage: Eukaryota; Viridiplantae; Streptophyta; Magnoliopsida; Solanales; Solanaceae. The transcript has 8 exons. Bases 2154 to 3302 code for a protein of 382 amino acids.
UGUGGGAAGUUGGCAUUGAGACCUUUGAUGCAUCAUCUAAACAGAAUUUUAAGUUGCAUGCUUCUUUGUUAUGGACCAUCAAUGACUUUCCAGCCUAUGGAAAUUUAUCUGGAUGGAGUAUAAAAGGAAAGUUGGCAUGCCCAUGUUGCAAUAAAGACACCUCCUCAAUUCGAUUGGCUAAUAGUAAGAAGCAAUGCUUUAUGGGUCAUCGACGCUACCUUCCUCUUAGCCACAAAUGGAGGAAUGACAAGGAUUCAUUUGAUGGUACAAAAGAGAAAAGGCUCCCCCCAAAAAUGAAGUCUGGUAUUGAGAUACUUAAUCAAGUGCAAGAUCUUGAAGGGAUACAGUUAACAAAUGAUCCAAAGAAAAAGAAGAAGAUAUCACAUGAAAAUCGAAAGGAUAAUUGGAACAAGAAAAGUAUUUUUUUUGAACUUCCAUAUUGGAAGUCUCUCUUGUUGCAGCAUAAUUUGGAUGUUAUGCAUAUUGAAAAAAAUAUAUGUGAUAAUAUUAUGGGAACAAUCAUGAAUGUCAAAGGAAAGACCAAGGAUACAAUUAAUACUAGAUUAGACUUGCAAGACAUGAAUAUUAGGCCGGAAUUGCACCCCAUCCAAAGAGGGGAGAAAGUUGAAGUUCCAACUGCAUGCUACACAUUGCCUCCUGAAAGUAAGCACAAAUUAUGCCAAUUCCUAAAGAAUUUAACGGUUCCUGAUGGGUUUUCAUCUAAUAUUUCUCAAUGUGUGAACCUAAAAGAUCACAAGAUAUCUGGGUUGAAAAGUCAUGAUUGCCAUGUUCUUCUACAACAUAUACUCCCCCUUGCACUUCGUGGUAUGUUAUCCAAAGAAGUGUGUGAACCGCUUAUUGAGUUAUCUUUAUUCUUUAAUGUGCUUGGAUCAAAAGAGUUAAGGAUUGAUGACUUGAAACAAAUUGAAGCGCAAAUUCCCAUAGCGCUUUGCAAGUUAGAAAAGGUCUUCCCUCCUUCAUUUUUCGAUGUCAUGGUGCACUUGCCUAUUCAUUUAGCUAGUGAAGCUGAGAUUGGUUGACCUAUUCAUUAUCGGUGGAUGUAUCCUGUGGAACGAUGGUUAUUUUUUUUGAAAUCUCUGAUUGGUAAUAGGGCGUGUCCAGAAGGCUCUAUUGCAGAGGGCUACAUUGCAAAUGAAUGUAUGACUUUAUGUUCACGGUAUCUUCAUACGAUUGACACAAAAUUCAAUCGACCUGAACGAAAUUAUGACGGGGGUUUGAAAAAAAUCUAAUGGAGGUUUAUCUAUGUUCUAUCAACCUGGAAGUACUCUGGGAGCUAAAGAACAAUGUGAUCUUGAAGCAAAUGAAUUGGAACAAGCACAUAUAUACAUACUGAAGAAUUGCGAUGAAGUCAUACCAUAUCACGAAGAGUUUGCACAAACACAUGUGGAUACUGUGCAACACUUGUCUGAUGCAGAAUGGAACCGACAAUUUAUUGAAUGGUUUAAAGUUAGGGUUGCACAAUUGCAUAAAGGAGAUGAUAGUCGGAUCAUGGAAGAUCUGCUCUCACUUUCACGUGGUCCUACCCAAUAUACGACACAUUUUAAUGGUUAUAUUGUUAAUGGAUAUAGAUUUCAUCUAGAAGACUAUGAUAAAAAUUUAAGGACUCAAAAUUGUGGUGUUGUUGUAGUUGGCGAGAAUGAUAAAGAUAGUGAGAACGUUUUACUAUGGAAUUUUAACAGAUGUGAUUGAAUUGCAAUUUCUCAUGGAUAGAAGAGUGAUUUUAUUUCGAUGUAAUUGGUUUGAUGUGUAUGAUAAAAUAAAGGGAGUUAAAAAGAUGAGUAUAACUUCGUGAGUGUUAAUCCAGGGAGAAUUUUGAAAACAAAUGAGCCUUUUAUUUUAGCGGAGCAAGCAUCUCAAGUGUUUUAUGCUAUUGAUAACUCCAACAAAGGUUGGCAUGUAGUGAGGAAGACUCAACCUCGUGAUUCCUCUGAGAUAGUAAAACAAAUGGAUGAUGAUAUUGUAGACUUAGGAAAUCCUUCACAAAAGAAACGAAAAAGAACCGAUGAGGUGAAGUAUCUAUUUAUGAAUUAGUAUAUUCAUUGUUACAUAUACUGAUGGCAUGAUUUCUUUCAAUACUAUAUUGUCACACGUUGUCUAACUAUUUUUUACUUUUGGCUCUUUGCAGGUUCAAUAUGAAACCAUCAAAGACUGAAAAUGAGGUGGAAUCAACUAUGAAGAGUACAACCAAAUAUGCGUUCGUCCCACCGGGUGCUAUAAGAAAGGGACAAGGACGAGGACGAGGGCUUAGAUCUUUGGUUGAGAAAAAGAAUAUGCCAAUUAAGAGUUUAUUUCCUCAAUCUAGUGAUCUUGUUAAGCAAUACAUCCAAACAAUUGAAACAAGUGCUAUUGGGAAGGGACGAGGACAAGGGCUUAAAAGCUCUACCAUGUCUGCUAGUCAAGGAACGGGAAUGAUACAUAAAAACUCUAUCGUUCUUGAGAAAGAGUAUAUGCAAAUUGAUAUUCCAUUGCCUCCAUCUACUGAUCAAGUUAAGCAAUAUACCCAAAAAGUUGAAGCAAGUUCUAUAGGGAAGGGACGGGAGCAAACUCCUAGAUCUUUGUGCUCAUCUUCAGGGAUUUCUAAAAGUACAAGAUCGAAUUUUACCAUGUCUUCUAACCAAGAAAUGCGAACAAUGGAUAAAAACUCCUUGGUCCUUGAGAAAGAGCAUAUGCAAACCAAUAUUUCAUUGCCUCCAUCUACUAAUCAAGUUAUGCAACACUCUCAAGCAACUGAAACAGCUGUAGGUUCUUCAUCUAAUCCUGGAAAGGUAAAGAGAGUUCGAGGGAGGAACAAGUGCAAAGAAGUUGCAUCACUUGAAGUCGUACAAAAGCUGAAAGUAACCUUUUACAAUAAUCGAACAGUUGGAACAAAUAGGAAACUGUUUUCGAGGCACUUGGGAAGAAUCGUUCGUGACCGUAAUAUGUGUCCGUUGGGAGUAUCAUCGUGGAAUGAUAUUAAGGAAGAAAAGCUGAAUCACAUGUGGGCAGCUAUUGAGGAUAAAUUUGAGAGUGUUGACAUGAAUGAUCAUCGUGAACAUAUCUUCGGAUGGAUGAAAGAGUUAUGGAACAAAUGGAGAGGACACUUGCAUGCAAAAUAUGUGAAGGAUAAGCCAAUCCAACAUGCUCUUAAGAAUAUUCCAAAUGGAGUAGACAAGAAAGAAUGGGAGCGGUUAGUAAAGGAACAUUUUUGUUCAGAAAGUUUUCAGAUAUACAUGAUGGCUGACAAGAACUCUCGUCUAAGUUUCACUUGUUUGAGUUAUCGAAUUAUGUGUUGUGAUGUGUAG